CGGGCGCAUGGAGCGAACGGAGCCGCCCGCGGCCGCCUACGAGCGGCGGGUGCUGGUGAGCGCGGCGCAGCACUGCUACCUGCGGGUCCGCCUGGAGCUGCCCGACGGCGCGGCGCGGCCCGGCGCCCCGCAGCUGAAGCAGCUGGUGGUGGCGGCGCUGCGGGAGCUGCACGGAGAGGUUGGGGCCGCUCUGCCUGUCGACGUCUUGGCGUACGAGGAGAAAAGUCUCUGUGCCGUCCUGAGAGUGAUUAGCGGUGGCCUCGUCAAGCUGUGGAGCGCUCUGACCCUGCAGGGCUUCUACCAGAACAGGCGCUGUGCCUUCCGGGUGCUGCAGACAUCUCCAUUUCUUCUUGCGUUAGCUGGGAACAGCAGGGAGCUGGUCUUGGACUGAGUGUGUCUGGUUGGACUGUCAGAAGGUCCUUGAA
Molecule: messenger RNA, 425 nt
Organism: Phasianus colchicus (ring-necked pheasant)
Lineage: Eukaryota; Metazoa; Chordata; Aves; Galliformes; Phasianidae
Gene: RPP14
Product: ribonuclease P/MRP subunit p14
Biological process (GO): tRNA 5'-leader removal
Cellular component (GO): nucleolus; multimeric ribonuclease P complex
Molecular function (GO): ribonuclease P RNA binding
Source: RefSeq, a predicted model, not a curated record